GGGCGCUAGCCGGACCCCGCCCCCCAGCGGCCGCCGACCAGCGCGGGGACACCCCGAGCUCGCGGCAACAGGGUCCCCGGGGGCGCCGCGCUCGCCCCUGUGUUCCCAGACGCAGAGUCGCCGUCCUUGCCUGGAGACGUCUGGGUGUCAGACCUUCCCAAACUUCCCGAAACUGCCGCUGCCCUCUCGCCACCCUCUGCCCGCCGCUCAAGCCUGCCCCCUCCCUCUCGUGCCCGGUCCCCCGCCCCGGAGACUCCUCCUUAGGAAGAGGCUGCCCGGGAGAAGGGGCGGCCCACCGGGAACUGGGCCUCCGACUUCGCCCCCGCCGCCAGACCCCGGCCGCGGCGCGCAACAGGGACGAAGGCGGGCGCCGCGGCGACCGGAGAGUUCCCGAGGCCGGACGCGGCCUCACCCGCCGGGUGGCUCACGGCAGGGCAGGGGCGCAGCGCCACCCCCGCGGGUCCCGGGGCCUCUGCGAGCCUGUGGCCGGGAGGGCAGCGCCGAGGAGCCCGGGCGGCGGCACCAGCCUCGGGCGCAGAGGGGAUUCUUGCGGUGAACGUUUUACAGGAAUGUAAAUGAAAUCUUGAGACAAAACCAGGAAGCAGACGACCCCUACCUACUCGUGGGUUGGAAGAAAGAGGGGAAAACCGAAAGUUGCCGCGCCAGAAGCAAUCUCUCCGGGGAGCCUUUUUUUUUUUUUUUUCCUCCCGUGCAUCCCCGGAGCCGCAGUCGCCUCCGCAGGGAGGAUCUAAGGAAACUCGGCCUCCGAAAGAGCCGGAGACGGACCCUUGAGGAAAGAAGUCCGGAUAAUCCCAGUCCGAGGCAAAGCGGCGGCGCUUUUCUGCCCGCGCUCCUGGAGACACCUUCCUCCCCGAGCAUUCCCUGGCGAUUUCAGAAGAGAAGGGGGACGCGAGGAGAGCGAGCGCGGCCGGCGGUGCACCAUGGGCCGGCGGUGCGCCCUGGCCCUCGCCGUGCUCUCGGCCCUGCUGUGCCAGGUCUGGAGCUCCGGGGUGUUCGAGCUGAAGCUGCAGGAGUUCGUCAACAAGAAGGGGCUGCUGGGGAACCGCAACUGCUGCCGCGGGGGCGCGGGGCCGCCGCCGUGCGCCUGCAGGACUUUCUUCCGCGUGUGCCUCAAGCACUACCAGGCCAGCGUGUCCCCCGAGCCUCCCUGCACCUACGGCAGCACCGUCACGCCGGUGCUGGGCGUCGACUCCUUCAGCCUCCCGGACGGCGCGGGCGCGGACACCGCCUUCAGCAACCCCAUCCGCUUCCCCUUUGGCUUCACCUGGCCGGGAACCUUCUCUCUGAUCAUUGAAGCUCUCCACUCUGAUUCUCCUGAUGACCUCGCAACAGGUAAAAACAAACCAAAACACUCCCAAACUGUGCAAACUGCGUCUCCAGUUAUUAUGUAUUUGAGUUCAGAUCUCCCCAGAAACAAACGUCUGCAUCUUUCAUUCUGCAAGUUACUCCGGAAGGUUGAGGAGAAGAGCCUUCAGCCUCCUUGCCCAGCAUCCUUUCCACCUCCCUCUCUCCCCGAGCCUCUGGGCUCCCAGUCAGGACCAACAGAGCACCCUCUUCCUGCAGAGAACCCGGAAAGGCUCAUCAGCCGCCUGGCCACGCAGAGGCACCUGACAGUGGGCGAGGAGUGGUCCCAGGACCUGCACAGCAGCGGCCGCACAGACCUCAAGUACUCCUACCGAUUCGUGUGUGACGAGCACUACUACGGGGAAGGCUGCUCCGUCUUCUGCCGCCCCCGCGACGACGCCUUCGGCCACUUCACCUGCGGGGAGCGAGGGGAAAAAGUCUGCAACCCUGGCUGGAAAGGCCAGUACUGCACUGAGCCCAUCUGCUUGCCGGGGUGCGAUGAGCAACAUGGGUUUUGCGACAAGCCAGGGGAAUGCAAGUGCAGAGUGGGCUGGCAGGGCCGGUACUGUGACCAGUGCAUUCGGUACCCCGGCUGUCUCCACGGCACCUGCCAGCAGCCCUGGCAAUGCAACUGCCAGGAAGGCUGGGGGGGCCUUUUCUGCAACCAGGACCUGAACUACUGCACACACCACAAGCCCUGCAAGAAUGGGGCCACCUGCACCAACACGGGCCAGGGAAGCUACACUUGCUCUUGCCGGCCUGGGUACACGGGGGCCAACUGCGAGACGGAGGUGGACGAGUGCAGUGCCAGCCCCUGCAGGAAUGGAGGGAGCUGCACGGACCUCGAGAACAGCUACUCCUGCACCUGCCCGCCUGGCUUCUACGGCAGGAUCUGUGAGCUGAGUGCCAUGGUGUGUGCCGACGGCCCCUGCUUCAACGGGGGACGGUGCUCGGACAACCCCAAGGGAGGGUACACCUGCCGCUGCCCUGGGGGCUUCUCUGGCUUUAACUGUGAGAAGAAAAUGGAUUCCUGCAGUUCCUCACCCUGUUCCAAUGGUGCACAGUGCGUAGACCUUGGCGAUGCUUACGUGUGCCGCUGCCAAGCCGGCUUCUCUGGGAGGCACUGUGAUGACAGCGUGGACGACUGUGCCUCUUCCCCGUGUGCCAACGGCGGCACGUGCCGGGACGGCGUGAAUGAGUAUUCCUGCACCUGCCCCCCCGGGUACACGGGCACAAACUGCAGUGCCCCUGUCAGCAGGUGUGAGCACGCACCCUGCCACAAUGGGGCCACCUGCCACGAGCGGGCCCUCCGCUACCUGUGCGAGUGCGCCCGGGGUUACGGGGGCCCCAACUGCCAGUUCCUGCUUCCCGAGCUGCCCCCGGGCCCCGUGGUGGUGGACCUCACCGAGAAGUACGUGGAGGGCCAAGCCGGCGCGUUCCCCUGGGUGGCUGUCGGCGCGGGCGCGGUCCUCGUCCUCACGCUGCUGCUGGGCUGCGCUGCCGCCGUGGUCUGCGUUCGGCUGAGGCUGCAGAAGCGCCGGCCCCCCGCCGACCCCUGCCCGGGGGAGGCGGAGACCAUGAAUAACCUGGCCAACCGCCGGCGGGAGAAGGACAUCUCUGUCAGCGUCAUUGGGGCCACGCAGAUCAAGAACACCAACAAGAAGGUGGACCUGCACACGGAGCCCGGCACCGAGAAGAACAGCCUCAAGGCUUGCGACCCCGCCGUGGGCUAUAACCUGCUGCAGGACCUCAAGGGUGCCGCUGCCAGUGGGGAGCCCCACAGCAAGCGUGAUGCCAAGAGCCAGCCCCAGGGCUCUGCGGGGGAGGAGAAGAGUGCCCCGACCCUCAGGGGUGGAGAAGCAGCUGAAAGAAAAAGGCCGGACUCUGUGUACUCCACUUCAAAAGACACAAAGUACCAGUCGGUGUACGUCAUAUCCGAGGAGAAGGACGAGUGCGUCAUCGCAACUGAGGUGUAAAGUGGAGGUGAUGUGGCGAAUUCCCGUUUCUCUUAGAAUAAGUGAACUUCCAAGGAUAUCUGCCCCGACGAUGCUGCUGAGAGGAGCGGAGGUGCUCGUGACUGCUGCUGGGAAGCCAGGUCCUCUUCCUGCCGAGGGGGCGGCCGGCAGGCGUUCCAGGCGCCUGUCGCACUGCCUUUUAGGACGUUUCCAUUGCACUAUGGACAGUUGCUUUUAAAGAAUAUAUAUUUAAAUGAAUGGACUUGAUCACUACGUGAGAAGCUCGCACUGCUUGGAGUGUAUAUGUUGGAUUCUUAUGAGCCAGUCUUUUCUUGAAUUAGAAUCACAAACACUGCCUUUAUUGUCCUUUUUGAUACUAAAAUGUGUUUUUUCUAGGUGGAAAAAAAUGUGCGUUAUUUUUUGGAUUUGUAAAAAUAUUUUUCAUGAUAUCUGUAAAGCUUGAGUAUUUUGUGAUGUUCAUUUUUAUAAUUUAAAUUUUUGGUAAAUAUGUACAAAGGCACUUCGGAUCUAUGUGAUUAUAUUUUUUUGUAUAUAAAUGUAUUUAUGGAAUAUUGUGCAAAUGUUAUUUGAGGUCUUUUUUUUUACUGUUUUG
This is a messenger RNA of Delphinapterus leucas (beluga whale), 3933 nucleotides long. NCBI's taxonomy places the organism in Eukaryota, Metazoa, Chordata, Mammalia, Artiodactyla, Monodontidae. The record is from RefSeq and is a predicted model, not a curated record.